Prunus persica (peach) is the source of this 690-nucleotide messenger RNA. RefSeq lists its product as uncharacterized. The transcript is spliced from 2 exons. Lineage: Eukaryota; Viridiplantae; Streptophyta; Magnoliopsida; Rosales; Rosaceae. Bases 1 to 690 code for a protein of 229 amino acids. The record is from RefSeq and is a predicted model, not a curated record.
AUGGCAGGGUCAGGCACUGCUGAGCUUCGCAAGCCAGUUUUCAAUGGAGAAAACUAUGAGUUUUGGAGCAUUCGCAUGAAAACUAUUUUGAAAUCUCAUGGGUUAUGGGAUUUGGUUGAAAAUGGUUUUGAUGUUUCUGAUCCAAAGCAGGGAAUGGAAAAAGACGAAGGAUCUAAGGUUGCUGAAGUGGAGAAGUCUACGAUGGCUGAGAUCUUGAUGAAGGAUGCUCGUGCACUUGGAUUGAUCCAAAGUGCAGUCUCAGACCAAAUCUUCCCCAGAAUAGUGAAUGAAGAAACCUCAAAGGGUGCAUGGGAUAUUCUAAAGCAGGAGUUUAGAGGCGAUAAACAGGAUAGUGAACCAUUGUCUGUUUACAUUGCUAAACUAUUUGAUUUAAUUAAUCAAAUGAAAAGUUAUGGUGAAGAGCUGCCUAGAGAAAGAGUUGUGCAGAAAUUGCUGAUUAGUUUGCCUAAAUCGUAUGAUUCUAUAUGCUCUGUGAUUGAGCAUUCCAAGGACCUUGACACUCUUGAAAUUCAAGAAGUGGUUGCAUCUCUGAAGAGCUUUGAGCUCAGAUUGGAUAGGCAUACUGAAAAUUCCACAGAAAAGGCUUUUACUAGCCUGAACAUAGAGAGUAAAAGCUCUAAGAGUGGAAGUUCUUCUGGAAAUCACAAAUCUCAGAAGAACUGGAAGUAA